Molecule: messenger RNA, 1025 nt
Organism: Panicum hallii
Lineage: Eukaryota; Viridiplantae; Streptophyta; Magnoliopsida; Poales; Poaceae
Product: CASP-like protein 4B1
Exons: 2
Coding region: 183-830 (215 amino acids)
Source: RefSeq, a predicted model, not a curated record
CCAGGUUUCGUGCCCCUCACCUAGCACGCACCACCACCUUAAUUCCUUUUUGACCCCACUCCGUGGCUUUGCUGGCCCCCAACAAAAGCAAAGCAAAGCAAAGCAGUAGGCAGUAGGCAGUAGCCACCAGCCAGCCAGCAUCUCCCUCCCUCCCGAUCGCUUGCUUGCUUCUCCGCUAAGGCAUGGCCGCCAUGGCCGUCGUCACCAGUAGCAGUAGCCCCGCCUACGUCGCCAAGCAGCCUCCCCCGCCGCCGCCGGGAAUCCACCACAACAAGACCGCGGGGUACCAAUCAUACAACGGCCACAACCACAUGUACCCGCCCACCGCCACGACGACGACGACGACGACGACUUAUUAUUGGGAGGAACGCCGGGCGCUCGACGGCAUCGUGCUGGCGCUGCGCGCGGCCGCCGCGCUGCUGUCGUUCGUGGCCGUGGCGCUGGUCGCGUCCUGCCGCCACGGCGACUGGAUGGAGUUCGCCCGCUACCAAGAGUACAGGUACCUUCUGGGGGCCUCCCUCGUGGCCUGCCUCUACUCGGCCGCGCAGGCGUUCCGCAGCUUGCGCCGGAUGCGCGCCGCCGCCUCCACCUCGGGAUCAGGAAUUCUCCAUUUCGCCGGCGACCAGGUGGUGGCGUAUCUUCUGAUCACGGCGGCGUCGGCUGCGCUCCCCAUCACCAUCCGCAUGAGGUCGGCCGUCAUCAACAUCUUCACGGACGCCAUGGUAGCCGCCAUCAGCCUCGCCUUCGCCGCCUUCGCAGCGCUCGCCUUCUCCGCCAUCAUCUCCGGCUUCAGGAUCUCCGCCGCCGCCGCCGCCGCGCAACCAUACUAGCGUACCAGCUGCAUGUACUGGACAGAUCUGGCGAUGAUAUAUGAUAUGUAGUGCUAGCUAGCUAGCUAGUUACACUUAUGUUCGAGGCUGGGAUUUCCCUUAAUCUAAAAAGUUAAAAAAAAGCUAGUUACACUUUGGUGAUGGCAGGCGCGAGUGUGGGUGGGUGCUACACAAACAAAUGAUGCAGUUGCUUUC